AUGGAAGAAAUAAUUGAUGAUUUAAUUUAUUAUGUUCGAACAGAUGAAAUAGAUGAAAUACAGAAUAUAUUAGAAACUGAAAGUAUAAAAACAAUAAACAAUAUAAAAGAUCAAAAUAAUAAUUCGUUAUUACAUUUUGCUUGUGCGAAUAACAAUGUAGAUAUGAUUAGGUUCUUAUUAUAUGAAUGUAGUAUAGAUUAUAACACAUUUAACAAUAGUGGAAAUAGUCCUUUAUUGUGGGCUAUUCAGAAUAAAAAUUUUGAAGCUAUCAAAGAAGUUCUUUUUUUCGACUAUUACUUAAAUAAGUUUGAAUAUAUAGCUAUUGAGAAAAAACCAAAUGAACUUUAUGAAAAUAUAUUUAAAGAUAUAAAUUGUCCAACAUUUUUAAAAAGCAAUUAUAAAUUGAAUGAAGAAAUAAAAAAAAAAAUUAAUGCUAUAAAUAUACUUGAUUAUUUUAUUUUUUUACAUACAAAUGAAAAGUUUGAGAAUAAUUCAUAUCCUAACAAGUGCCAAAUAGAUUUAUAUAAAGAAAGAAAUAAAAUAUGUUUGUUAAAAAAUAAUGAAUUUUCUAAAAAUAUUUUAUCAGAAUCAUUCAAUAUACAAAAUGAAAAUAUAUUACAUCUAAUUCUAAACCAUCCUAUGUCUAGCAUUUUAGACAAUCAGGAAAGUAUUGAAAAUAAUCCAAAUUUAAAAUUUAAUAAUACUUUAAACCAAAUUAAUAAUCAAGAAAUUAAUGACAAUGAAAAGAUAAAGGAAAACGAUUUUACAUCUAAUAUUAGUGAAGCUAAAAUAGUUCAAGAGCAUAUUCACGAAUUAAUUGUUAAUCAAACUGUUAAAAUAAAUGAAAAAAAUGUAAUAAUAAAAAUAAGAGAAAUUGGAUUAAAUUAUUUUGGUAAAUGUUUAGAUGAAAAUAAUUUAGAAAAUGAUAUAACCGGAAUUAACAUUUGGGAAUGUAGCAUCAUAGCAAGUAAAUGGAUUGCUGAUAUAUGUAUACAAGAUAGUUCAAUUUUUAGUAAUAAACAUAUUUUAGAAAUAGGAGCUGGAUGUGCUUUAAACUCUCUUUCCUUGUUUAUACAUUCCAACAUUUUAUGUAACGCAAAUUCAAGCUUAGGGCCAGCUAAUAUUGUAAUUAGUGAUAUUAACGAAUUUACACUAAAUAAUAUAUUAUAUAAUAUUCAAAUAAAUAAAGAAUUACUAAAUUAUUGUGAUAAAAAUUGGGAAAGUAAAAUAAAAGUAUGCAAUAUUGAUUGGGUAAAUGAUAAUACAUAUUUAAAAGAUACAGAUAAUCAAACAUAUUUGAAAUAUGAUUGUAUUAUUGGUAGUGAUCUUAUAUAUGAUAAAAAUAUAGUUCCAUCUAUUAUAUUUUUACUAAAUAAACUAUUGAAAAAAAAUGGAACUUUUUUUUAUGUUUGUAAACAAAAUAGAGAUGGCGUUCAACUUUUUUUUGAACAAUUAAAACAGAAUUUUUUUGUUGAAUUUUUUGAAAUCCCAGAAAAUUAUUUUAUCAACACUUUUGUUAAUAUGGAUCAAGAAUUAUUUGAAACGAAAUUCUCAGAAUUUACAUCGCCAAACCAGAUAAUAAUGCUAAAAUGUGUAAACGUAUAA
Plasmodium berghei ANKA is the source of this 1605-nucleotide messenger RNA. RefSeq names its product methyltransferase, putative. The record is from RefSeq and is a predicted model, not a curated record. The transcript has a single exon. Gene Ontology annotation, molecular function: protein binding. Gene Ontology annotation, cellular component: nucleus; cytoplasm. The coding region runs from base 1 to 1605 and encodes 534 amino acids. NCBI's taxonomy places the organism in Eukaryota, Apicomplexa, Aconoidasida, Haemosporida, Plasmodiidae.